UGUCAGCUAGUUCUGCCUCACCGAAGAAAAUAACCAAAGCCGACUGACUGGCAGCGCAGCAUUCCUCGAUACAUUGCUUGGUGCACGGUUGAAGGGAAUCUUAAGUCAGUUCGAAAGUAGACCCACAGUUGUAUGGACGUUUUGUUGUCGCGAGUAACAUAACGCGCGCUAUCGAAAUACGGUGGCAUUCCACAUUGAAAUUCAAAUAGCAAAAGGAUUGAAUUUUUGGGAAAUUGAAAAUUGAUGUGGAUAGUGUUGUGACAAUUUACUAUUGGAUUAUCAUUCCGCUUCAAUCGAAUAAUUCGUUCGAUUCUCCGAUUGGAAUCUUGAUUGUGAGAAAAUCGCCGGAUCCCCACCCGCGCGGCAGGUGGGGUAUGUGGGAGUUGAACCUCACUAAAAACUCCUGCCGCUCACAACCGGCGCCCUACCUCGGACCGGGCCGGAGCCCAGUCGGGACUAUUGAAACGGCGGGACAGGGUUGACGCAGAGCACAUUACAUCCAUCCCACCGUCCCACGGACGCCGGACCGGUGGCCGCCAGCGAAACGACCACCGGUUCCCUCGUAAGACUCUGAGACUUACUAGGUUUUCAUAUGGUCGAUGCACCUUACCAGGUUUUUGAAAUGGUUGAACACGAAGAAAUAACGGGGGAAGUGCGCAGGGGCCGGAGCAAGUCAUAACAUGUAAACUCUCGCUUCAGUCAGCGUCGACGUGCGAAUGAAAUAACUUAAACUCUUGUAACUUUAUAUUAGUUUGUUCUUCAUAAAAUGCAAUUUUACCGUGCGAAAAAGAUUAUAGCUGCCGUUAAUAACAAAAAUAACAUUAUGGGCUGUUAUUCAGAGACGGAAAAGUGAUUUGAUGAGCCUCUCCAAAAGUUGGACUUUCUUAUGAAAAAAUUUGAUUGCACCGUUCCUCCUAAAAGUAUUGAAAUUCCAAGAGGCAUUAAACAAAAAAAAAAAGAAGAAAUUAUUAAUAAAUUGAUCUCACGUGAGGAAAUGAAAACGCAUUAAACUCAAUGGACACCUUAACGUGGUUAUCGCUCGGGCUGCAACUGGCAGCGUUAUGUUCUAUAGUCGGAGCACUACUCUUGUACUUGCUCAGGAAAGUCAGGGUGGCGGAGGUUCUACCUGUGGACAGCGCAAAGACCGUACUUGUCACUUCUGUGGACACCGCACUUGGAUUGCAGAUAGCAACAUACCUUAGUGGUCGCGGGUGGCGAGUAAUUGCUGGAUGUCGGUCCGGAGGCCUUGGGGCUCGGCUCGCUGAUUCCUGGCUGCAAGCUCACGUCGCGUCAACUUCUGAGAAUGAGCCUCCUCCGAGACUUGUGACUCUUGACCUGGACGUUGCUAGAGAAGACAUGUUGGAGGAAGCCGCGAGAGCUACGGCGCAGCAUUUACCGGCUGGCGAGCACGGUAUUUGGGCUGUAAUCAACACGGCUGGUAGCAGCGGACGAGGUGGUGCGUCUUGUUGGGAGAGCGCACUUCGGGGCAACGUACUUGGAGCACUCCGCGUCGCGCGCACCUUCUCCCCACUAUUGGCGGCUGCUGCAGCUGAUCACCCUUAUGCCGGACGACUUUUUUACAUAGGUUUGACAUCGGACACGGCGUGCGAGAGUCUAGCCCGGACCGAGGCUGAGAACGGUGAAGGCAGUGCGGGCGCCGCGGCGGUGCGUUGGGGGACAUGGGGCGCCGCACGCGCACUGCGCGCCAGUCUUCGGUCAAGGCGUCUGAACGUAGUGCUACUACACGCACCGGAUCUGUCUGCUGCCGAGAUAUACGCUCCACCGGCGCAAUUGCAACCGCCCAGUCAACCGGUCAGCCGCCCUGAUACGCCGAAUUCGGACGUUAGUGCAUCGACAGCAUACUGCGCGGUGACGAUGCCCGGCGAAGCAGCCGAAUACAGCGCGAAAGUUCUGCCAACGUGCGCUCUCAAAGUAUUGGAGGAAGCUUUAAUCGCACCGUCUCCACGCGAUUCGUACUAUCUCAAAGUAAAACAGGACUCGUGGUUCACGAGAAUGCCCUCGCUCAGGGUUGUCCCUUAAAUUCGGAGGGAUUUAAAUUUCGCUGCCAAAUUUAAUUGAAAAUAACUUUAUUUUACAUUAAUUAACAAUGAAACAUCGAAAUUUUCCCAUCACUUUAAAAAACAAUCUUUACCAAAUUUGCACCGUUCUAUUUAUAAAAUAUUUUGCACGGCAAAUAAACUGUGGCUUUUUUUAAUAAAACAGCUAAAUUUAUUUUGUGAAAUAAUCAAAGGUUACAUAUAAUUAAUUACCUGCUGAAGGUGGAGGAUACCAAAUAUUCAUAAAAAAAACUUUGGUGCUUUAUUAUCAUUUCAUUAUUAUCGUUUUGUCAGUUUUCAUAGUUACAUCACUAAAAUAAAUAAAUGACGAUCGCAUUGCUGUAAUUACAAUCAUUUAAUAUUAGCUUAGAAUUAAUAAGAUUUUCGAUUAAUUUUUAUGUAUCUACGACCUGCUAAUCCCCUAAAAUCGACUGCACGGGAUAGUGGAUGCGUUGUGCCAAUUAUUAAGUUGUUUUUUUAAUCAAACAACGCCGCGAUGGACUUUUCUAUCAAACUGCAAAUUACAUUUGAAACAUUGUAAUUAUUUCGAAACAGUCGAGAGAAUUGUAAAUACAUCAAGCUCACGUUGUGCCAACGAUUUGGAACGAAUUAUAGUUAAGCAAUGAAUUUAUACACAUAAUAAAAAAGGGAUAUCCCCUCUAAGCACUAAUACAGAUAGGAUUAGUGAAGAAGCGAAUAUUUCCCAAAUUCUGUUCAAUAUCUAGACAUUAUUUAUAUCCGGUUAAUAGCCGAUAGUAAUAUCCACUUUUUCUUUAUUGUGACUUAUGCGUUGGAGACAACACUCAUGUAAAUAUUAGUUUUUGUGUUGUAUAUUAAACGAGUAAUAUUUU
This is a messenger RNA of Bombyx mori (domestic silkworm), 2908 nucleotides long. RefSeq lists its product as uncharacterized. Gene Ontology annotation, cellular component: intracellular membrane-bounded organelle. Gene Ontology annotation, biological process: steroid metabolic process. Lineage: Eukaryota; Metazoa; Arthropoda; Insecta; Lepidoptera; Bombycidae. The record is from RefSeq and is a predicted model, not a curated record. The coding region runs from base 1015 to 2040 and encodes 341 amino acids. The transcript has 8 exons. Gene Ontology annotation, molecular function: oxidoreductase activity.